AUGAAGAAAAGAUUAAUUAAAGCCAAUAAAUAAAAUAGACCAUUACCAAAUUGGUUCAGAUAUAGAACUGACAAUACAAUCAGAUAUAAUUCAAAGAGAAGACACUGGAGAAGAACUAAGCUUAAUAUCAAUUGA
Paramecium tetraurelia is the source of this 135-nucleotide messenger RNA. RefSeq lists its product as uncharacterized. The record is from RefSeq and is a predicted model, not a curated record. NCBI's taxonomy places the organism in Eukaryota, Ciliophora, Oligohymenophorea, Peniculida, Parameciidae. Gene Ontology annotation, molecular function: structural constituent of ribosome. Gene Ontology annotation, biological process: translation. The transcript has 2 exons. Gene Ontology annotation, cellular component: ribosome; cytosolic large ribosomal subunit.